AUGCCUCCCUCUCCCCUGGUCGCUCCGUCGCCUCAGCCUUCCUACUCCGCCGCCGUACCUCUCCAGUUCGCACCCUUCGCCUUGUAUGCCAUGUCGCUAGCAUGUGCCGAAGUCAUACUCAUCCUUGUCGUGGUGGGCUAUGCGUGUCUUCGCUCGCGCCGGGAACGAGCGGAUCCGGCUCGCUUUGAUCGCAACAUCGAGCGGCCACGACGAGGGGUCGAAGCGGCGGCCCUGUCGGUGGUGGUCGUGGCGUAUCGCGGCGAUGCAAGGGAGCUCCAUAGCGAAGAUUGUGCGAUUUGCCUGGCGAGUUUCGAGGAAGGAGAGGAGUGUUGGGUGAUCAUGACGUGUAACCAUGGGUACCAUGAAAGUUGCAUCAAGGAAUGGCUCUCGAGAGACCGGCACUGCCCGCUUUGUCGGGGCUCCGUCCAAGCGGGGCGGACGGCUAGCGUUACACCGGCUCCUACCAGUUCCUAG
Rhodamnia argentea is the source of this 474-nucleotide messenger RNA. Its product is annotated as RING-H2 finger protein ATL79-like. The record is from RefSeq and is a predicted model, not a curated record. The transcript has a single exon. Bases 1 to 474 code for a protein of 157 amino acids. Lineage: Eukaryota; Viridiplantae; Streptophyta; Magnoliopsida; Myrtales; Myrtaceae. Gene Ontology annotation, biological process: protein ubiquitination.